CAGGACACUAGGUACCCAACUCUGAGAGGAUCUCUCCUGGAGCUGAGAAUGUCCUGCAAGAGUCUGCUUAUCUCUGCUUUGGCACUGAUGCUACUGCUCCACCUCUGCAGUCAGUCAGAAGCAAGCACCUUCGACUGCUGCCUACGCUACACAGAGCUCAUUCUUCCUUUCAGAUCCAUUGUGGGCUUCACAGAGCAGCUGGUCGAUGAAGCUUGUGACAUUAACGCUAUUAUCUUUCACACCAAAAGGAGACUGUCUGUGUGUGCUGAUCCGAAGAAGGUCUGGGUGAAGAGGGCAGUGCAUUUCCUCAGUCGAAGAGUCAAGAACAUGUAAACACGGAUGCUCUUCUGGGAUGGAAUUGGACACAGCCCAAGGACAAAACGAUUACAGCCGGAGCUGGAAGCUCCACGUACAUCACUUAGCAUUUACCUGAUUUGUCUCACUGGACUUGUUCAAUGGAUGAAACUGAUUCAUAUUGCAUCAUAGUUUGCUUUGUUUAAGCUCAUGCUAGAGUUAAGCUGUAUUUUAUGUUAUUUAUAGGUAGAUGUAGGUUUUCUAUGUUUAGCUAUUUAAUAUUAAUUUCCCAUAAGCUAGCUAUGGGGUUUAGUGCAAAAUGCAUUAUGUUUAGGGGACUAAGAUUGUAUGGACCUUUCUGUAACCAAUAAGCUAUUUUAAAAACUAUUUAAUUUUCUUUAUAUAUUUAAUUUUGUCUCUUAAAGUGGUUCAAUUACAUUAUAGAAUAGAAAAUAAUUAUAAGAAUAUUGAAAAUAAAAA
Molecule: messenger RNA, 774 nt
Organism: Nannospalax galili (Upper Galilee mountains blind mole rat)
Lineage: Eukaryota; Metazoa; Chordata; Mammalia; Rodentia; Spalacidae
Gene: Ccl20
Product: C-C motif chemokine ligand 20
Exons: 4
Coding region: 49-333 (94 amino acids)
Biological process (GO): neutrophil chemotaxis; cellular response to type II interferon; cellular response to interleukin-1
Cellular component (GO): extracellular region
Molecular function (GO): chemokine activity; CCR chemokine receptor binding
Source: RefSeq, a predicted model, not a curated record